AUGAGCAUAGUUAACAUUCUUCUGGAACCAAACAUAAUCUUACGUGAGGGUCAUGAAAUCUAUAUAUUUAGACAAAGACGUGCCUACCAUAACAAAUAAACACAUACAUAGCUUAUUAUACUAUAUAGUCUUUAAUUAAUAUAUAAUGGCGUCGUUUCAACGUUCAUUUUAUUUUCUGGGAACAAACCAUAAAAAGAACAGAACUCAUUCCGAUCUUCCAAAGCUACUCUCCAGUCUUAUCCACCAAAUUAUCCUCUCGUGUCCUCCUCCUAUCUGUUCCCUGACCAUGAACGGGUGUAAGGCUGACCAUAAAGCGCCACUUGGCACGGUAGAGACAAGAACUCUAUCAACGGUUACGUCUCUAGAGGCAGCAACGGAGGGGUUGAUAACCGCCGUCUCUAACCUUAAGUCCGAACCGCCUCCGUUUUCCUCCGGUAUUGUCAGAUUGCAGGUGCCGAUAGACCAGCAAAUCGGGGCACUCGACUGGCUUCAUGCACAGAAUGAUGUUCUUCCUCGCAGUUUCUUCUCCCCUCGCAGCGACACUGGCCGUCCAGAGCUUCUCCAAGACUUGGCUAGUGAGAAUGUGAAUGGAUCAUCUGAUGUUAACCCUGUCAGUGUUGCUGGACUUGGCUCUGCUGUAUUUUUCCGUGAUCAUGACCCCUUCUCUCAUGAUCACUGGAGAUCUAUCCGAAGGUUUCUGUCUUCGAACUCUCCUUUGAUUCGUGCCUAUGGUGGACUAAGAUUUGAUCCCAAAGGAGAAGUUGGUGUUGAAUGGGAACAGUUUGGCUCCUUUUACUUUACAGUGCCUCAGGUCGAGUUUGUUGAGUUUGAGGCAAACUCAAUGCUGGCUGCAACUGUUGCUUGGGAGGAUGACCUCUCAUGGACACUACAGAACGCCAUUGAAGCACUUGAGGAGACUAUGCUUCAGGUUUCUUCUGUAGUAGAGAGACUACGGCGAGAAUCUCUAGGAGUUUCUGUUGUUAGCAAGAACCAUGUUCCUAGUGAAGGAGACUAUUACCCUUCUGUAAAUACUGCUCUGGAGAUUAUUAAAGCAGAAGAUUCACCACUAAGCAAGGUUGUACUUGCACGCAGCAGCAGAAUCAUUACUGAUACCGAUAUUGAUCCUAUUGCUUGGCUAGCACGGUUGCAGUGUGAAGGACAAGACGCGUAUCAGUUUUGUCUUCAACCACCAGGUGCACCAGCAUUCAUAGGGAACACGCCUGAGAGACUCUUCUAUAGGAAACAUCUAGGUGUCUGGAGUGAGGCUUUGGCUGCAACCAGGCCUAGAGGUGAUUCAGAGGUUUCUGAUUUGGAGAUAGAGCGCGACUUACUAACCAGUCCCAAAGACGAUCUUGAAUUCUCCAUUGUACGAGAGAAUAUAAGAGAAAAACUUAAUUCCAUAUGUGACAGAGUAAUGGUAAAGCCCCAAAAAACAGUGAGAAAGCUAGCAAGAGUACAGCAUCUAUAUUCUCAAUUAGCAGGGCAGCUAAGAAGAGAAGAUGACGAGUUUGACAUCUUAAAAGUUUUGCAUCCAACGCCAGCUGUUUGUGGAUGCCCAGUAGAUGAAGCAAGACUUUUGAUUCAGCAGAUUGAGACAUUUGAUAGGGGAAUGUAUGCUGGACCUAUUGGGUUCUUUGGUGGUGGAGAGAGUGAAUUUUCUGUAGGCAUAAGAUCUGCUUUAGUCGAUAAAGGUUUUGGAGCAUUGAUCUAUGCAGGAACAGGAAUAGUUUCAGGAAGCGAUCCAUCCUCAGAGUGGAACGAGCUUGAGCUUAAGAUCUCUCAGCUUUGCAGCCCAUUAACUAAUGACGCUGCAUCAACUUUCCAAUGCCUGACCAAAAAGAUGAUGAUGUUGAAAACUGACAGUAAGGUCUACAACGCACUUACGCACAUUAUGAUUCAAGGCUGACGUAUAUUUCCACCACCUUCAUGAGAAAAUGACAAGUUAUUUUUAUAAUUAUAUAGUAUCAAACGUAAUCUGAUUAUCAGUAAGUGCUAGUGGAUAAAUACUUUCAACAUAUUGUUUCCAGAAUGUGAUUGGUUUCUUUUUACUUUAAUUUUGUGUUAAUCUAAUAAAAAGAGAAAGAUGGAACAUUUUUUGUUCUACUUAUAAUCUAACCUGUG
Eruca vesicaria subsp. sativa (arugula) is the source of this 2121-nucleotide messenger RNA. Lineage: Eukaryota; Viridiplantae; Streptophyta; Magnoliopsida; Brassicales; Brassicaceae. The record is from the annotation of a GenBank genome assembly.